This is a messenger RNA of Phlebotomus papatasi, 761 nucleotides long. Its product is annotated as translocon-associated protein subunit gamma. NCBI's taxonomy places the organism in Eukaryota, Metazoa, Arthropoda, Insecta, Diptera, Psychodidae. Bases 112 to 675 code for a protein of 187 amino acids. Gene Ontology annotation, biological process: SRP-dependent cotranslational protein targeting to membrane. The transcript is spliced from 2 exons. The record is from RefSeq and is a predicted model, not a curated record. Gene Ontology annotation, cellular component: membrane; endoplasmic reticulum.
UUCUAAUCCCAGCCACCACUGCAAAUUGGCGCUGACAUCGCUCCACGUACAGUCCACGUUGACGUCGGCAAGCAGAAAGUUUGUAUUGCUCCCGGAAAAUCCUCUGUGAAAAUGGUUACACAAAAGGCAGCCAAAAGUUCAGGAUUCACGAAGGAAGAGGAACUGCUCCUGCAGGAUUUCAGCCGCAAUGUGAGCACCAAAUCCUCAGCUUUGUUCUAUGGCAAUGCUCUUAUUAUCUCCGCCAUUCCCAUUUGGCUCUUCUGGCGGAUUCACAUGAUUGAUUUGAUGUCUUCGGUCAUCUUCUUUGCCGCUGUGACCGGACUGACCACUUACCUGAUCGCAAUGGCGUACAGGAACACGAAAUUUGCAUUGAAGCAUAAGUUUGCUGUGAAGAGGGAAGAUGCUGUGACCAGGGAGAUGACUAAAUUGCUGGCUGAUGACAAGAAGCUGAGCCGGAAGGACAAGGAUGAGAGAAUCCUGUGGAAGAAGAACGAUGUGGCUGAUUAUGAAGCUACAACUUUUUCCAUCUUCUACAACAAUGCCCUCUUCCUGGCCAUUGUCGUCUUCGUCAGCUUCUACGUCCUGCGCACAACUUCACCUACAUUCAAUUACAUCGUCUCUGUGACGGGAGCUGGUGGACUCCUGGCUCUCCUGUCCACCGGGAAGUCAUCAUAAGCGACUUAAAAAAAACUCAUCUCAAUUUUGUUUUUGUAUUUAAUUAUCGAGAUCAAGAAAAAAAGACUUCCAUGAUUAUUCGAUAA